AUGUUCCACUGUGAAAAUGAGCGAAAUCGGAUUACAACCACGCCUACGUCUCAUUUGUCAGAGCGAAAUUGCUCAACGUCAGGUACGAAGGCAACACUUAUAAGUCGUUUGAGUGAAACGAUCGGGUCGGAUGAAAUCGAAGUCGAAGAGGACGAAAACGAACAAGUUACGGCUGUAACGCGAAACAAUUAUUCGGUGCGUGAAAUAGCAGAAACAAUACCAGAUUUUGAUCCAACAAAUGACAGUUCGUUGUCAGAAGUGUAA
Bactrocera tryoni is the source of this 264-nucleotide messenger RNA. RefSeq lists its product as uncharacterized. NCBI's taxonomy places the organism in Eukaryota, Metazoa, Arthropoda, Insecta, Diptera, Tephritidae. The transcript has 3 exons. The coding region runs from base 1 to 264 and encodes 87 amino acids. The record is from RefSeq and is a predicted model, not a curated record.